AUGGCCUCCCGUCUCGUGCUGGCCGUUCUACUCGUGGCGGUGGCCGCCAUGGCCGCGGCGGCAUACGCCGGCGACCUUUCCCUUGCCGAGACGUUUUUGGCGGAGCCCGAUGGCCACGGCCUGGUGGCCGACGCACUCGACUUCGACGAGGAGAUGAUGAUGGAGUCGGAGACCGCUCGCCGGCAGCUCCGACGCGGCGGUGGGUACAUCAGCUACGGCGCCAUGGGGAGGAACAACGUGCCCUGCAACCGGCGCGGCCGCUCAGUUGACCAAUAUUUUAAAGUUUGA
This is a messenger RNA of Striga hermonthica, 288 nucleotides long. The record is from the annotation of a GenBank genome assembly. NCBI's taxonomy places the organism in Eukaryota, Viridiplantae, Streptophyta, Magnoliopsida, Lamiales, Orobanchaceae.